UCAACCACCGAACUUAUAUGGGAUUUCCACUUCAGGAUAAAACGUAUGGAUGGGAUGAAUUCUGAUUUGGAACAGCAUUAUGGACGUUUGCGGCGAUUCUUUUUCGGUGAUGAGCCGUGGAAAAUAGCUGCAAAAGAUUCAGAUAUCGAAAAACUUUUCCGGAAGAGGAAGGAACACAACCAUCAGGAGGAGGAAGAUGUCAUCGCAUCAUCGAGUGUCACUGCAUCAUCGAGUAAUAUGCUAGAUAUCCCGGACAGCUCCAAAUUCUUGCGCCAUCAUACGACUCGUUUAGCUGUGGAUAUUCGGGAAAAAGAUGACCUUGAAUUGAGAGAAGUUCCGGAACACGUCUUGUCCGAAUAUACUUUUGCCCUUUCAUCGUUUAUUGCUUACGAGAAUCGAAUGAAAUUCAAUCAGUUACGACAAUUGCGUAUUGCUCAAAAAAACUUGCCCAUUGCGGAAAAACGUGACGAAAUUUUGGAAACACUCCAAAAUGUAAAAGUUCUCCUUAUUGCUGGUGAUACAGGUUGUGGCAAAAGUACUCAGGUUCCACAGUAUCUUCUGGAUGCAGAUUACGAUCGUAUCGCGUGUACGCAACCACGUCGCAUUGCAGCAAUAGCUCUUGCUCGGCGAGUUGCCUAUGAAACGUUGAAUGAAUAUGGAAGUUACAGGAACAAUAACGCUGACAGUAAAACGUAUGUCAUUAUAUUGGAUGAAAUCCAUGAACGUAAUUUAUCCGGUGAUUUCUUGUUAGGACUACUUCGCAACUUGGUACGAAGGCGGGAUGAUUUGAAACUAAUUUUAAUGAGUGCUACCAUCAAUCUGGAAUUGUUUCAGAAUUAUUUCGAAAAUGCUCCAGUUAUCAAGGUAGCCGGACGCCUUUAUCCCAUUGAGCUACGAUAUAUGCCAAUAAAAGAGCAUGACCAGUACGAAUCGGAAAAGAAGAAAACAAAAAUUGAUCCGGCACCAUAUCUUAAUAUCCUUCAAAUGAUCGAUGCAAAAGUUGAUAGUAAUGAAAGAGGUGACGUUUUGAUAUUCUUGAAUGGUGUCUCAGAAAUAUCAACGGUUGCGGAAGCCUUAAAAGUCUAUGCGGAAACAUCGAAGAAAUGGAUUAUUCUGACGCUGCACAGCACCUUAUCAACAGAAGAACAGGACAAAGUGUUCGAUAUAGCGCCAUUAGGAAUUCGAAAAUGCAUAUUAAGUACCAAUAUCGCAGAAACAUCUGUUACUAUCGACCGGAUCCGAUUUGUUAUUGAUUCCGGAAAGGUGAAUCUGGUAAAAUUUGAUUCAAAAACAGGGAUGCAUUCACUUCGAGAAUACUGGACUUCUCAGGCGUCCGCCGACCAGCGGAAAGGUCGUGCAGGUAGAACCGGUCCAGGUAUAUGUUACAGGCUUUAUUCCCAGCAACAUUUUGAUAAAAUGGAUCCGUUUACAGUUUCUGAAAUUAACAGAGUUUCGUUGGAAUCACUUGCUAUGCAAAUCGUAAAUAUGAAUCUCGGAAUUUCACCACUUGAAUUUCCAUUUAUUGAAAAGCCGAAUAUGGGUGAGUUAGAAGAAGCAGUGGAAAGCUUAUGGAGGCAGGGAAUAUUGGAAGCUGGCAAUACGAAAGUUUUAACAUCUUUAGGCAAGAUAAUAGCGAAUAUUCCAGUGGAAAUUCCAGUUGCAAAAGUUUUAAUAUACGGUUGUGUUUUCGAACAAGUCGAGCCAUCGUUAACAAUUGCUGCUAGUUUAGCAACUAGUUCACCUUUCACCAAUCGAUCGUUUCGGGAACCGGAUAUAUUGGACCGAAGGAAAAAUAUUAUGUCUGAUAGCGGUGAUCCGUUUGCAUUGAUUAAUGCAUAUCGAGAAUUUGUGGAAGUGCAAGCUGAACGUGACGAUAUACGUCGAUGGGGUCGAGAAAAGGGAAUCGAUAUUCAACGCAUGCAGUUACGACGCCAGUUCAAAGACCUUUUAGAACACAGCGGUAUCCUGGAAGCAAAAAGUGAUGCAGACAGCCGUGAACGCCGUAUCAAUGCUGGUGAUAGAAAGCGUCUCAAUGAACUGAAGAAAGACGCUCGUUACGAAGUGAAGAAAAGGAAAGUAUUAAAGCCGGAAGCUCAUUUCGAUACACUAAUGGAUUCUGAAAGUUAG
Molecule: messenger RNA, 2127 nt
Organism: Loa loa (African eye worm)
Lineage: Eukaryota; Metazoa; Nematoda; Chromadorea; Rhabditida; Onchocercidae
Product: ATP-dependent helicase
Exons: 18
Coding region: 46-2127 (693 amino acids)
Biological process (GO): nuclear-transcribed mRNA catabolic process, nonsense-mediated decay
Cellular component (GO): intracellular anatomical structure
Molecular function (GO): RNA binding
Source: RefSeq, a predicted model, not a curated record